AUUCAUAUCCCAGUUAUUAUUAAACAUGGCAGCUAAGGCACAAAUAGGAUUUUCCAUUCUAAUCCUUCUCUUCCUCUUUCUCAUAGGUGACUCACUUGCGUCUCCUCAAAUGUGCAACCAAUUCGUCAACUGUACUGUGAAUAUAAAUGUGUGUAAGACUAAGUGCAACACUCGUUAUCACGGCCGAUUAGGGUUCUGCAUCUCAACUGCGCCGGCUAGUCCGCCAACUCCUCCACCAGCCCUUCUGCAGCCAAUGAAGCUGUCGAGAGCAGGCAAAAAGGCCUACCGCUGCAACUGUACGUUCCAGAAGAAGCCAAGACAGAAUUGCCCAGGCACAAAGCAAGUUCCUGUUGCAAUCUUAAACAAAGCUUAGUUGCAACAAAUAAAUGUUGGCCUACUUUGCAUUUGUUGUAAUGUUUUUAUUAAUGAUUAUAUAUGGUAAUAAAUGAUGCAACG
Messenger RNA from Sesamum indicum (sesame), 456 nucleotides. The record is from RefSeq and is a predicted model, not a curated record. NCBI's taxonomy places the organism in Eukaryota, Viridiplantae, Streptophyta, Magnoliopsida, Lamiales, Pedaliaceae.